AUUCAAUGUCUGUAGGGCACCGAUUUCAUCCCCAAAUUUCAUUCUCUGCAUCACCUUCUUGUUCCUCAAUCCAUCGUCCCCCUCUCUCUCUCUCUCUCUCUCUCUUUCUCUCUUAAACACUUUCGGAGAAGGCGGGCGCGAUGCCUCAGCGGCACUCGAAGAACAACAACGACCUCGCCUUCUUCACGUACGACGAGAAGCGGAAGCUCGGGUACGGCACCCAGCGGGAGCGCCUGGGGCGGGACUCCAUCAAGCCCUUCGACGCCUGCUCCCUCUGCCUCAAGCCCUUCGUCGACCCCCUCUGCUGCCUCAAGGGCCACGUCUUCUGCAAGGAGUGCAUCCUCCGCUCCCUCCUCUCCCAGAAGAAGGACAUCCAGAGAAAACUAGCUGCUCAUGAAGCUCAGCAGAAGCAUGAGAAAGAAGAGGAAGAAGAGAGGCUAACGCUGCAGAAAGCUAGGGAACUAGAUGCAUUCGAUCAACAAAAUCAUGGUGCGGUACCUCAAUACACUGAUAAAAAUCACAGCCGAGACAAGAAUGGCUUCCAUGGUGCAAACAGUGUCAAGGUUACUUCUUAUGAGGAGGAAGCACUUCGAACCAUGAAGGCAUUUUGGCUGCCCUCAGCUACUCCAGAAGCUCCUCUUAAGGUAGACGCACCAUCCACCAGCACAGUCUGCCCAGAAGGCAAUGAGAAACUAAAGCUGAAGACCCUUUUUCCUAUUUGCUUCAUAGAAGACACCAGUGAGAAGAAGAAAGCCAACUCCCUGGACAAGACAUAUAUAUGCCCUAGCUGCAAGGUCACAUUGACCAACACGGUGUCACUAUCUGUGCUUAGCUCCUGUGGGCAUGUCUACUGCAAGAAAUGUGCAGAGAAGUUUAUUGUUGUCGAUAAGGUUUGUCUUGUUUGCGAUAAGCCGUGUAAAGAGAGGAAUUUGGUGAAGUUGGAAAAGGGCGGGACGGGUUUCUCUGCUCAUGGGGAUCAUCUUGAAGCGACUGACUUCAAACAUUUGGGGAGUGGUUCAGGAUUAGGGCUGGUGAGACCUGCAAUGAAGACCUGAAUCUUGAUAUUUUAAGUUUUGUCUCAGCCAACAUGUUUAUUUUCUUAGAGGAAAAUGGGGCUGGCUAAUUUCGAAUUUCUCUUAAUUAAGAUAUCCAGUUGUGCUCUGCAUCCUUUUUGUUGAAGAUGGUGUUGUAAAUGUACCCAUCAAAUGAAUUGUUUUAUCCUAA
Syzygium oleosum is the source of this 1224-nucleotide messenger RNA. RefSeq names its product E3 ubiquitin-protein ligase CSU1-like. Gene Ontology annotation, cellular component: nucleus. Bases 141 to 1055 code for a protein of 304 amino acids. The record is from RefSeq and is a predicted model, not a curated record. Gene Ontology annotation, molecular function: ubiquitin protein ligase activity. The transcript has 2 exons. NCBI's taxonomy places the organism in Eukaryota, Viridiplantae, Streptophyta, Magnoliopsida, Myrtales, Myrtaceae.